Molecule: messenger RNA, 502 nt
Organism: Phytophthora sojae
Lineage: Eukaryota; Oomycota; Peronosporomycetes; Peronosporales; Peronosporaceae
Exons: 1
Coding region: 69-458 (129 amino acids)
Cellular component (GO): extracellular region
Source: RefSeq, a predicted model, not a curated record
UGGUGGUGAUCGGCUUGACGCUUAUAGGAGCUACCAAUGGGAGUGACGAGUGCUCCACUUCGGAGCUAAUGGGCAUCGCGUCAAACAAGAACGUAGCUGGAUGUUCGAAGGCCGCGGGCUUCAGCAGCAUGUCAACGAUCGCAGAUCUCACACCCGAACAGCUCAAAGCCGUCUGCGGGAGCUCAGCUUGUGCAACGUUGAUGAAAGACAUGGCAGCGAUGGGUCUUGGCGACUGCAGGAUCCCGGAGUCCAAGAUUUAUCUGCAGUCCGACAUCAUCGACCCCUUCAACGAAAGAUGCAGCGCCAGCGGAUCGACGGACUCAUCGGCAAGUAGCAGCGGCUCCGUCACCAGCAACAACCUGAGAGACGGCAGCUCGAGCACGACAAGCAGCGCGGCAACGGUUGCCAUCCGAUGUGUUUCGAUGAUGACGGUGGGGAUGGUCAUGAUGCUAGCAUAAGCGCCAUCUACGGCAAUUCAUGAAUACCAGUCCAAUAUAUAUAA